Oncorhynchus masou masou (cherry salmon) is the source of this 2298-nucleotide messenger RNA. RefSeq names its product multidrug and toxin extrusion protein 1-like. Lineage: Eukaryota; Metazoa; Chordata; Actinopteri; Salmoniformes; Salmonidae. The coding region runs from base 22 to 1845 and encodes 607 amino acids. Gene Ontology annotation, cellular component: membrane. The record is from RefSeq and is a predicted model, not a curated record. Gene Ontology annotation, biological process: xenobiotic detoxification by transmembrane export across the plasma membrane. The transcript has 17 exons. Gene Ontology annotation, molecular function: antiporter activity; xenobiotic transmembrane transporter activity.
CACACACAGACAGAGGCAGGGAUGGAAGACUUUGGGCCUACACUGGAAUCUGGGCCCACUUCUAAUUCUAAUUUACCUAUAAUGGAGGAGUCUAGUGCCAAACUGUUCUGCUGCCGCUGGGUAAGGCACAGAAUCCCCCUGGCACAUAGAGAGGAGCUAUACCACAUUCUUCGGAUGACUGGACCCUUGCUGCUGUCUCGAAUCCUAAACUACCUGCUUCCGUUUGUCAUCACUAUGUUCUGUGGUCGCCUGGGGAAUGCGGUGUUAGCUGGCUAUGGCCUGGCCUGCGCGACUAUUAAUGUUACGACUGCAGCAACAGGAGGUGGACUUGCCUUAGCAUGUGACACUUUGGUAUCUCAGACAUUUGGUGGUAAGAACCUGCAGCGUGUGGGGGUGAUUCUCCAGAGGAGUGUGUUGAUCCUGCUGCUCUUCUGUCUCCCCUGCUGGGCCAUGCUCCUCAACACCCAGUCUAUUCUGCUGGCUCUGGGCCAGGAGCCUGAAGUGGCCAGAAUAGCACAGCUGUAUGUCAUCGCCUACCUACCUGCAGUACCAGCUAUUUUCCUGCAUCAACUUCAGGCUUCUUAUCUCCAGAACCAGGGGAUAUUUCUGCCUCAGAUGUACACAGCAGCAGCGGCCAACAUCGCCAACGUGAUGACAAACUAUAUCCUGCUCUACUGGAUGGACCUGGGAGUUAUAGGGUCUGCAGCAGCUAAUACACUCUCCCAGCUCUACAUAUGUUCCUUCUUGUUUGCUUACAUUUGUUGGAAGAAGCUACAUGUGAAAACAUGGGGAGGUUGGACCACAGAUGCGCUACAGGAGUGGGGCUCUUAUAUGAAACUAGCCAUCCCCAGUACACUGAUGCUAUGUUUCGAAUGGUGGAUCUAUGAGCUUGGGGGAUUCCUUGCAGGCAUGCUGAGUGAAGUGGACCUGGCUGCUCAACAUGUGGUCAUAAUGCUGGCUUUCAUCAAUUACAUGUUCCCCCUGGGGAUCCAGGCUGCAGCAUGUGUUCGUGUGGGGAACGCCCUGGGGGCCGGAGACACAGCUGGGGCCAUCCUCACCAGCAAGGUGUCCCUCGCCCUCUCAGGUUCAAUGGCAGUAAUUCAGGGAAUUGUGUUGAUCUCUACUAAAACAGUGAUCGCCUUCAUGUUUACUUCUGAUGAUCAGAUCAUAGAUCUGGUCUCUCAACUUCUCAACGUGUACUGUGUCCUUCAGUUCUUUGAUGGGCUAGUGUGUGUGUGCAUGGGCAUCAUCCUGGGCAUGGGCAAACAGAAGAUAGCAGCGAUGGCUAAUCUUAUCACCUACUACUGUGUGGGUCUUCCACUGGGCAUCUCUUUGAUGUUCACAGCUGGCCUCAAGGUCCUAGGGUUCUGGUUAGGCCUGUUCAUCUGUGUAAUUCUACAGUCCACUUUCUUCAUCACUGUCAUCUUCAGGCUCAACUGGAAGAGAAUGACAGAGAAGGCUGUGAAACGAGCUGGAAAGGCUGGACAUAUGGUGUCAAUGAGGAAUAUAGUUGCACCUGACCACACAGAGAACAGUGAAAGUACAGUGAAUGGAUACAUUUCAGUGAGUACUGAGGGCCAGGAAGACCUCAGGGGAAGCAAUGGGACCCCAGAGGUGAAGAGGGAGGAUGGGAACCCCAGUGGACUGCUCUCCACCACCCAGCUGGUCCUGAGGAGAGGUCUCACUGUACUGGCUGCCAUUGUCAUCCUGGCUGUGGGGACCAGUGUACAUCUUCUCCUGCCUCUACCAAUCAGCUCAUGGAGCAAUCUGAGUGUAAACUGGAGCAACACUACCUUUACCACUACCUCCCCCCCUGAACUCACCCCGUCAACAGUUCUCAUCUAGGAGAUAUACCUGGGGGACCCCAAACAGACCCUGUAGCAAGACAAUAGAGGUGCUGUCAUGGACAUGCUGUGUCAGUGAAUAUGAUAUAUCACCAAUUAUUACAGCUGAAACAGCCCUUUUCUUCAAUCUAGAGCCCUGGUCAUUAUGCCUAAUUCUGUGAUAAAAACAACAACAUUUUUUAAAGUAUAUUUUUCUGCAUAGGUUAUCUAAGCAUACCUCUUUACCUGUUCAAUUGUCAUUUUAAUUAAUGAUGCACAUUUAGUAAUUGCUUGCUUUUCUAAAGUCUAGCUACCUUGCCAGCAGGCAUGCUGGCUAAGAUACGUAGUUAGACAAGCUACUCUAACUUGAGAACUAAAAAGAGUUCUUCAGCUGUCUCCAUGGGAGAACCCCUUGAAGCUGCCGGUGAUGGGCAGAAGGGUAGGUUUGUAAAUUCAUUUCAACAAGCUGUGUAGC